Messenger RNA from Calypte anna (Anna's hummingbird), 6027 nucleotides. It is a transcript of the gene ADAM22, whose product is annotated as ADAM metallopeptidase domain 22. Lineage: Eukaryota; Metazoa; Chordata; Aves; Apodiformes; Trochilidae. The transcript is spliced from 30 exons. The coding region runs from base 56 to 2620 and encodes 854 amino acids. The record is from RefSeq and is a predicted model, not a curated record. Gene Ontology annotation, cellular component: postsynaptic density membrane. Gene Ontology annotation, molecular function: metalloendopeptidase activity. Gene Ontology annotation, biological process: proteolysis.
CCGGCGGCGGAAGCCGGGGCACCACACGGGUGCGAGCGGGGCGGCGGGCAGCGCCAUGCGGGCUGCUGCCUGCCUCCUCUCUCUGGUGCUCUGCGCUCUGCCCGCUGCCCCAGGAGGCUCCGGGCCGGCAGCUGGGCGGCGGGGCGAGAGCCGCUUCGGGGAGCGAGAGAGCAUCAGGCCCCUGCGGCUGGUCUCCGGCGGCGGCGGGGCGCGGCGGCCGGCGCUGAGCACGCUGGUGCGGAGCGGCGCGGAGCGGACACAGUCUACCCACAUUGCUCGAGCCAGCUUCCAAGUUGAUGCUUUUGGAUCAUCUUUCAUCCUAGAUGUGACGCUAAACCAUGACCUGCUGUCUUCUGAAUAUAUUGAGAGGCAUAUCGAACAAGGUGGGAAGACAGUGGAAGUUAAAGGAGGAGAACAUUGCUAUUAUCAGGGACAAAUUCGAGGAAAUCCUGUAUCGUUUGUUGCCUUGUCAACAUGCCAUGGAUUACAUGGGAUGUUCUAUGAUGGAAAUCACACUUACCUUAUUGAGCCAGAUGAAAACUACACUUCAGAUGAUGAAUUCCAUUUUCACUCUGUUUACAAAUCCAAGUUGGUUGAGUUUCCUUCGGAUGAUCUGCCAUCUGAGUUCUGGCAAAUGAAUGCUACAUCACCGAAGUUUGUUGUAAAGCCAAGACACAAAAGAAGUAAAAGGCAGGUUCAUCAAAUUCCACAUAAUGUUGAAGAGGAAACAAAAUACAUUGAGUUAAUGAUUGUAAAUGAUCACCUAAUGUGUAAAAAGCACCGCUUGUCAGUUGGCCAUACAAACAGCUAUGCUAAAUCAGUUGUGAACAUGGCAGAUUUAAUAUAUAAAGAACAACUUAACACCAGGAUAGUAUUGGUUGCCAUGGAAACCUGGGCUACUGAUAACAAGUUCACGAUAUCUGAAAACCCCUUGGUGACCCUACGUGAGUUUAUGAAAUAUAGGAGGGAUUUUAUCAGAGAGAAAAGUGACGCAGUUCACCUUUUUUCGGGAAGUCGAUUUCAGAGCAGUCGGAGUGGUAUAGCCCACACUGGUGGAAUCUGCUCCUUGCUUAAAGGCGGAGGUGUGAAUGAGUUUGGAAAGCCAGACUUAAUGGCAGUUACUCUAGCACAGACCUUGGCUCAAAACAUUGGCAUUUUCUCAGACAGAAGAAAACUUAUAAGUGGUGAGUGUAAGUGUGAGGACACGUGGUCUGGAUGCAUAAUGGGAGACACAGGGUAUUACCUUCCAAGCAAGUUCUCCAAAUGUGAUAUUGAAGAAUAUCAUGAAUUUUUAAACAAUGGAGGGGGAGCCUGCCUUUUCAAUAAACCAACCAAACUUCUGGAUCCUCCAGAAUGUGGCAAUGGCUUUGUGGAAGAUGGGGAAGAGUGUGACUGUGGGACGAUAGCGGAGUGUGCCAACGAAGGAGGAGAGUGCUGCAAUAUGUGCACCCUGACAGCAGGCUCCCAGUGCAGCAAUGGGCUUUGCUGUCGGAAGUGCCGGUUUGAACCUAAAGGAGUUUUGUGCCGAGAAGCUGUGAAUGAUUGUGACAUUGCAGAGAACUGCACAGGAAAUUCCAGUCAGUGUUCUCCCAAUAUUCAUAAAAUGGAUGGAUAUUCAUGUGAUAACAAGCAGGGUAUAUGUUUUGGAGGAAGAUGUAAAACCAGGGACCGGCAGUGUAAAUAUAUCUGGGGUGAAAAGGUAACAGCUGCUGACAGGUACUGCUAUGAGAAGCUGAACAUUGAAGGGACUGAGAAGGGAAACUGUGGAAGAGACAGGGACUCUUGGAUACAGUGCAAUAAACAGGAUGUGCUUUGUGGAUACCUUCUGUGCUCCAAUAUAUCCAGUGUGCCCAGACUCGGAGAACUUGAUGGUGAAAUCACAUCCUCAAUCUUGCAUUUUGGAAGAGUCUACAAUUGCAGUGGUGGCCACGUGAAGCUCGAUGAGGAGACGGACCUGGGCUAUGUGGAGAACGGGACGCCGUGUGGGCCCAGCAUGGUGUGCCUGGAUCAUCGCUGCCUCCCCAUCGAGGCCUUCAACUUCAGCACCUGCCCAGGCACCACAGACAGCCAAAUCUGUUCAGGACAUGGUGUUUGUAGCAAUGAAAUAAAGUGUGUUUGUGACCGAUUCUGGGGAGGAGAUGACUGCAGUUCUCGCAUCAAAGAUGAUAUGUUUUUUGAUAAAGAUGCCAUCAAUAAAGGUGUUGUUAGCACAAAUAUAAUAAUAGGGGCUAUUGCUGGCACCAUUUUAGUGUUGGCUAUCGUUUUAGGAAUAACUGGCUGGGGUUACAAAAACUACAGAAGACAGAGGUCAAAUGGAUUAUCUCAUUCCUGGAGUGAAAGGAUCCCAGACACAAAACAUAUUUCAGACAUUUGUGAAAAUGGGAGGCCUAGAAGUAAUUCUUGGCAAGGUAAUAUAGGAGGAAACAGAAAGAAAGUCAGAGGCAAAAGAUUUAGGCCACGGUCUAAUUCAACUGAGACACUGUCUCCUGCAAAGUCUCCAUCUUCAUCCACCGGAUCUAUUGCUUCCAGCAGAAAAUACCCUUACCCGAUGCCACCACUUCCUGAUGAGGAGAAAAAAGCCAACAGGCAAAGUGCCAGGCUAUGGGAGACAUCCAUUUAGCUGCACUGUUUUCCUGGGGUGACAUCAGAACUGUUUACUUCGAAUUUUAUAGAAACUCAGCAUCACUGAGUCAUUGCACAUUCAUCUGCUCUUCAGGCAAUUGAAAAGAUCAACAGAGGUGCCCGUGGCCACAGUGAGAAUCUCCUCUCAUCUGAAAGGGAAACAAGCAGUCUUUUGUUGUUGUUGUUUGGGGUUUUUUUUUGUUGUUGUUUUUGGGGUUUUUUUGUUGACUAGUAUCUUACGGAUUUUAUGAACAACCAAAAGCAUAAUAAAUAAAAGAGGAUUAGUUUGGACCUGUUCCACAUGAUGACAGAUAUACUUACCUACAGUCCCACCUGCAGGCUGUUUGUCAAUCCUGCAUACGAGGGGUUUUUCUCUGUUUUAACACUGUCCUGAGUCAGCCCGGAGUGGAACUGGGAACGCGCCUCCUGGAGAGCACAACCGAUGUAAACUUGUACGCUGUAUGCAUGAACCUUGUGUUCUUUACUUUCCACAUGUAAGGGAAAACAACUUACUGUAGUAGAAAUUAGCAUGCAGGAGUAAGAAAUAUAGGAUUUAUUUUCUGACAGGAUUUCAAGCUUUGGAAGGCAACUAUUUGACACAAAUGUCAAAAAAACAAGAAUUCUAUCUUUUUUUUAACCUUACAUGUUUAUAAUCUCAGUAUACAGACUGUAUAUAUGUAAACAUUUGAUAAUGUCAAAAACAGCUGUUAUAUAUGUGUAUCUUGCCAAAUGCCUAAAGAAACAGUCAUGACAAACAUCACAAUUCAAAUUUUCUAACAUUACGAGCAGACAGCUUUGGAAAUACAGGAAGUACAUUACUGUAUAAAACCAUGUCUCUGAGAAACUGGUGUUUGACCAAAAUCUGUACUAUCUUUUCAGUAUGUCUUGACAAUCUGAGUUGUCUCGUAAACUGCAGAAACCAGUUCAGCAGCACUUUUUCUUAAAUCAUCAUUAAGAGGAACCAGCCAAAAUCCAUUGUUUGGUGAGAUGACCAGGGUAUCAUCUACAGAUGUGAUGAAGAAUGAGUAGGCAGAUGAUGAGGACUUUCUUUAAGUAAUGUGCAGUCCAAGCUUCCUGGACAUUUGGUAAUACUUCUAUGUUGUCAAUUCAGGAUGUGGUGAUGUGAAGUCCUUCUGUUGAGAAUUCCUGUGUAUUUUUGAUAGAGCAUUUCAGACACUGUUUUAGAUGGCAAGGUAUAGCUUAUGAGAAGUAUAACAAUUUCACUAGAUAGUAACAGUGCUGGGCAAGUGGCCAUUGUCAUUGCUGACUUUUAAUUUUCAUUUGUUCUGUGAUCUCCUUUACCAUGCGCUUGAAUACUGUGCUUACUGCCCCUGAAGCCUCUUUGACAAUUUUUGGGGGCUUACACUAAAUACAAGGGAGUUUAUCCUGAAAAAAAAAAUGGGAGGGGGACACACGGGACAAAUGAACCCUUUACCAUGGAGCUGUUAAUCUUGUCUAUAAGUACAUGACUAAAUUUUUAACACCUGAGACUUCAAAAGGUCAUUGUAAACCAAAUGUCUUUGGAUUGGAAAUUUUCAGUCAGUAAGAAACUGGAGUAUAUUUAAUCAGUUUAUAAUUCUCCAGCUUUCCAAAAGUGACUAAUUCCUAGCUUCAGGUAGUACCAUUUCAGAAUAAAACAUCUAAUUCUGCGUGGUGCACUUUAAUACUUUGCCCAACAGCCAUAUGAUCAAUUAGACAUUAUUGUGGUGGGAACAUCUACGGUGUUUCUGAAUCUUCUACCUCUUUCAUGUAUUUCCUUUAGUAAUUGAACACAACACUUGCAGCCUUUUAAUAUAUUUUUUUAAGUCUCUCGAUAAAGUCAAAUACAUGUAAGAAACAUUAAGAAAUGUUUAAGGAUGUCAGCACCUGUAAAGUAUGUAAUAUUUUUAAAAGCACUAUAUUUUAUGAUUAGACUGUGUCUAGGACAAAAUAUUGGCCUUGGAGUUCAAAUGGUUUUCCGUCACAAUCGACAGAUCCUGGUAAGUAUUUUGGAAAAAGAUAAAUAUGGGUGAGUGUAAGUGGAUGCAGUCACUUGUAAUUACUUUAGGAAAAGAUUCUGCACUUUUGUGAAGAGUAAAUAUCCAUCAGCACUAAAGAGUAUUUUUUGCAAACAUUUACUUUGAGAGUAAGUAACCGAAUUAAAGAUAGUAGUGUACAGCUCAUGAAAUUAGGGCCUGAGCCAUAAGCAUGUGAAAUCAGUGUUUUAUUGAUUUCAGUGGACUUUGAGCACAACUCUCAAGAAGUUCACCCAUAUUAGGACAUUAUGCUAACCCAACAGCUGCUAUGUUACUCUUCUUCCCUCCUAUAUUAGUAUCUUGUCUUUAGUAACUGGACUGUUCAUCAUGUGCCUUUUAUGGUAUUUUGUUUGGAUACAAACUAGCAUGUAAUUUUGAAGAACCCUGUUAAAUUUCUGUGCAUAUUUUAUGUUUACCACUGUUUACUCUUCCCUUUCCAUUUUGCCUUAUCAAGAAACAAAAAUUUGGCAGACUGAACUGGAUAUAACAUACUGGCUAUUUGUGUAGUUUUCAUAGCUUGUUGUUCUGCAAACAAAUGGCUCUUCUGACUAUUUUCAUUGUAGUAUAUGCUUUCAGCUCCACUCUUGUUUUGGUGUCAUUCAUUUGUAGCAUAUGAUGGUACAGUUUUGUGUGUAGUGUAAUUUUAGCAUUUCACAUUUGGAGAUAUGUAGUGACUGGAAGUCCAGUUACGAGUACUAAGUUUAAGUUAAAUAAAUAUUGACUUUCCCUUUGAUGGGCUAGAGUGAGAAAAUCACAGGAUGUGAGUUUUUGCAUCUAGUUGGUAACUUGGAGACCUUGCCAUUGCACAAAACCUGAGCUGGCUGGGCUGCGGGAGCCUCUAAAGCCAGUGAAGCUCAAAGAGAGAAGCUGUUUGCUUACCUUCUGGGUUCCUUCUUCUAGAAUGUGAUGUGUUGGAAAGCUGCCAGAUUAAUUACCUUGAAGAUUGCAAAUAUUUUUUCCGCUGUACUUAGUUACUCUUGCAAGAGCAAUAUAAAUUGCCAUGUAAUACCUCAUCCAGUCUAAAAUAGUGUACUUUUGUUAUCACUAAGAUCACUCAGAGUCAUUGAGACUUAUGCUUUUAUUUUAUUUUUAUUUUAAUAAAAUCACUGGUUAUUGCCAGCUGUGCUGUAGAUGCCUGUUGAAGUGGGGAAGCUAUCAGUUCUUCUCAAUGCAUCAGAAGUAAUUGUCCAGAUGAACACAGGACCUGUCCAUAUGUAUUUCAACAUGUGGGAAAAGAAUCUUGUAUAAAUUAAAAUAAAGUUAAUAUGACUAACUGAUGGAGACUGGAAAACAGAGAUUAUAUCCAAAUAAUAUUGCUGCACAAUGAUUUCACAGCUUAAAAAGUAAAAAUGGGCCUUCUAGUUCUGAAUUUCUUGGCAUAAACACUUCG